Vanrija pseudolonga is the source of this 1407-nucleotide messenger RNA. RefSeq names its product putative 4-aminobutyrate aminotransferase. Gene Ontology annotation, molecular function: transaminase activity; identical protein binding; pyridoxal phosphate binding. The transcript has 4 exons. The record is from RefSeq and is a predicted model, not a curated record. Bases 1 to 1407 code for a protein of 468 amino acids. Lineage: Eukaryota; Fungi; Basidiomycota; Tremellomycetes; Trichosporonales; Trichosporonaceae.
AUGACCAUCGCCCAGACUGCCGUGCGCGCCCUCGCCGCCCCCACGACCGCCACUGCCGGACUUCAGCAGAUCGCCCAGCAGCACAUCACCAAGGGCCUCGGCCGUCUUCGUAACCACGUCUUUGCCAAGGGCAAGGGCCUGCGCGUGACCACGACCGAUGGCCGCGAGCUCCUCGACUUCACUGCCGGCAUCGGCGUCACCUCGCUCGGCCAUGCGCACCCCGACGUCACGGCCGCCAUCGUCGAGCAGGCCUCCUCCAUCAUCCACGUCCAGUGCGCCAUCGCCCUCUCGGCCCCCUAUGUCCAGCUCGUCGAGUCGCUCCUGGCCAUGAUGCCCCACCCGAGCCUUGACAGCUUCUUCUUCUGGAACUCGGGCUCCGAGGCCAUCGAGGCCGCCAUCAAGGUCGCCCGCUACCACACCAAGCGCAACAACAUUGUCGUCAUGCAGGGCGGCUACCACGGCCGCACGGCCGGUGCCGCUGGCCUGACCCGCAGCAAGACCAACUUCUUUGCUGGCACCGGCCCGCUCAUGCCGUGCGUGUACACCACGCCAUUCCCGUACUGGCACGCGAUGGGCCUCGACAAGAACACCCCCGAGGAGGUGCUCGUCGAGCAGGCCAUCACCCAGCUCGACAACCUUCUCCUCCAGCAGACCGCGCCAGAGGACACUGCUGCCAUCUUCCUCGAGCCAGUCAUCGGCGAGGGUGGCUACAUCCAGGCGCCGACCAAGUUUGUUGAGCACCUCCGCAAGGUGUGCGACAAGCACGGCAUCCUCCUUGUUGCCGACGAGAUCCAGACCGGCUUCUGGCGCACGGGCAAGGCCUUUGCGAUUGAGCACACUGGCGUCACGCCCGACCUCAUGGUCUUCGCCAAGGGCUUUGCCAACGGUAUGCCCAUCAGCGGUAUCGUCAGCCGCAAGGAUGUGCUGGACGGAAUGCCGGCAGGAUCGCUGGGUGGCACCUACUCGGGCAACGUUGUCGCCUGUGCCGCCGCGCUCGCAACGACGCGCUUCAUGCGCAGCCACGACCUCGGCUCGGCUGUGCUCGCGCGCGCUGAGCAGGUGCGCAAGGGCUUGGAGGAGAUCAAGGCUUCCAAGGCAGGCUGGAUCAUCGAGGACAUUCGCGUGACUGGCCUCAUGAUCGCCCUCGAGUUCAAGGACCCUCGCUCGCGCCUCACCAGCGGACACCACCUGCGCGCGGGCUACACCCUCCCGGCAUACAUCAACCGCCUGGUCCAGGACGCCGCACUCGACCGCGGACUGCUCACCCUCACCACUAGCAUCUACCCCGUUCUCCGCAUGAUCCCCUCUCUGUUGGUCUCCGAGGCCGAGGUCGACGAGAUGCUCGCCAUCCUUCGCGAGUCUGUCGCAGCGGUUACGAGCAGCAUCGAGGAGGCGGGCAAGGCGUGA